AUGUUUAAGAAUGAAGAUAGAUUAGGUAUUGGCGUGGUUGUUAGAGAUAGUCAAGGCAUGGUCAUGGUUUCUUUAUCAGAAAAUAUCCCUCUCCCACACUCAGUUGUUAACCUAGAAACUUUGGCAACAUGUAGAGGACUUGAAUUCUCCCUUGAGCUAGGCUUCGACAAAGCAAUUCUUAGGGGUGACUCGAUCAUCGUCAUUGCCGCAUUGAGGGAUCCUUCUCCUUCUUUAGCUUCAUAUGGUCUGCUACUUCAGGAUGCCCAAAUGAUGGCAUGUUCAUUUACUUGUAUUUCCUUCCAACAUGUUGGUAGAGUAGGGAAUAAUGUUGCUCACAACCUAGCUAGACAUGCACGUCAUGUCACUGGUUUUUCAGUUUGGACGGAGGAUGUUCCUAUCCAAAUUUUUGCAGCUUACCAAGCAGAUUUGCCUAUUACUAAAUAA
Quercus lobata is the source of this 444-nucleotide messenger RNA. RefSeq lists its product as uncharacterized. The record is from RefSeq and is a predicted model, not a curated record. Bases 1 to 444 code for a protein of 147 amino acids. NCBI's taxonomy places the organism in Eukaryota, Viridiplantae, Streptophyta, Magnoliopsida, Fagales, Fagaceae. Gene Ontology annotation, molecular function: RNA-DNA hybrid ribonuclease activity; nucleic acid binding. The transcript has a single exon.